CGGAUGGAUUCGUGUUCAGAAGAUGUGUCUUCGGGAGAAGUAAACGAACAUGAUGUUUUGGUCGGAUUAGCUGCUCUUCCAGUUGAAGUUUCAGAAAAACGGCCUACUUGUGACAGAUGCAAUCGUCCUACUAGAGUGUGUUUAUGUCCGUUUCUACCAAAAGAAAGAGUAAAAAUAUCUACAACCCUGUACAUAAUACAGCAUCCACAUGAAGAAGUUAGAGUUUUAAGAACAGCACCGAUAUUGGAUAUGUGUUUACAAAAAGAUAGAGUACACAUCAUUAAAGGACGAAGAUUUGCCAGGAAUCAACUUGUUGACAGAGUCACCUCAAAUCCAAAUACUUUACUUCUGUUUCCUUGUCCGGAUGCUGUUGACAUAGAAACAAUACCAACAGAUAAUGGACAGUCCUACAAUUUGAUUCUUAUCGAUGGUACCUGGCCACAAGCAAGAAGCAUAUUUAGCAAUAAUCGUAUAUUUAAAAAACCCAGACCAGUUAAGUUAUCUUUGGAUGUUGUCAGUGAAUACGUGAUUAGAACACAACCUACUGAUGCCGCUCUGUCAACAGUAGAAGCUGCUGCCGUUGCCUUGGUAGCACUAGAAAAGAAACCAGAGUUAAAAGAGAUUCUUGCCAGACCUUUGCGAGCAUUGUGUGACUUUCAGUUACAGCAUGGAGCCGUGCCUCAUGUUAGUAAAGAGUACCAGAAGAAAAAUGGACUUUACAAAAAACAGACAAGACAAGAAGAUGAGAGAUGAUUGUUAAUCAUGAUGUAGUGAAACAGAGACACUGAUUUAAAACUGAUACAAUCUGUGGUUAAUGAAAUCACCAUUGAUACAGUACAGUCUUUUAGAUGGGCCGAGUAUUCACACAAUUACUGCCCACCAGUUUGUCUGGGACAGGUAACUUUCCAUUUGGGCUAGUAAAAAUUAAAACUUACAUAAUACAACAUAAUUUUCUUUGUCUGGUUAAACUAAAGUAAAUUUAUGAAAAAACAAUUAUUAAGAUUCUCGCAAUUUUGAGAAAUUUCAAAUACUGUAUACAUCAUUGAGAUUUGAGACUUGAGAAAUUGAGUCAGACUCAAAAACAAGAUGUUAAGUUUUGCAAUUGAGCAUUCUGAUUGGUCAAGUAACACUAAUAGGAUUUUAAGAAACAUUUUCUUGGAGGUAAAAAUCAAUACAAGACAUAAAAUUAAACACUCUGCAUUUUUUGUAAAAAUGACAUUUGAAUAUGAAGGCAAAAAAUGAGGAAAAUAUUUGUUCUUGUACCAUUUUGAGGAAUAUUUAUUUAAAGUUUUUGUAUAAAACUCCCUCCCCCAAAUAGUCCUUCCACAAGUGAAACAACAUGAUAGUGACAGGGUACUUCUAACCACCACCUUGAGUGUCCUUCUGUAUUUUGGUCUAUGCUCUUAUAGUUUUGAAUAUUGUUAUUUACAGCUUUUCAUAUUGAAAAGAUUUUAUAAAGAAUACAAAUUUACAUUCUAACUAAUACCAAUAUAGAUAAACAAUGUGAUAAUAAAUUGUUUUUUUAAUUAAAAUAGCAUGACUAUGAUAUGCAUGGAACAUCUAAGCUAUUACUAAUUGUAUCCAGUAAUUAUAUUGACCAUAAUGCAAUAGCUGUAUACACAGAAAGUGAUUUCUGACCCUCACUGUGUUCAAAACUCAUAAUCACACUACUCGGUGCAAGAUGAUUUACUUGACACUUGCUGUUCAUUGUUGUUGACAUUUGCUUAGCAUGGACUAAAUCACAAUUUUGCCUCUCUCUCUUACAUGCAAUAGGCAACCCCCCCCUAAUUUCACAUUAUUGCAUAUUGUUUAAUCUAAUCCCAUCAAUUGUCUUCUACCUGCAUGUACUUUCUCCUAAGAUUUAGAAUUCUCAGAUAUUUUGCACGACAGUCUCCGGAGUGCAUCACCUGUUUUGUUAUUAAUAGUAGUGCACCAAAUCAAAUCAAAAAUGUCUAUCACUCACUUUUUUAGCUCAGCUGUCGACUUUGUCGAGCGGAGCUUAUCAUAUGAGUGAUUGUCCGUCGU
This is a messenger RNA of Saccoglossus kowalevskii, 2025 nucleotides long. RefSeq names its product tRNA-uridine aminocarboxypropyltransferase 2-like. The record is from RefSeq and is a predicted model, not a curated record. NCBI's taxonomy places the organism in Eukaryota, Metazoa, Hemichordata, Enteropneusta, Harrimaniidae.